AUGGCUUUUGUAGCAGUAAGAAACGGUGAUUUUAUAGAAAUAGCAGGAGUGGAUGAGAAGUCUGAUUCAAUGUAAGAAUCAUCUGUAAGAAAGCCCGAAAUAGAUAGUUAAGAUUAAAAUAAACCUGUUGAUUACUCAUACGCAAAUGCUAGCAAAGCUUAUUAGCUUUUGAGUGAAAAAAAUAAUGUUCUUUCUGUAUAUUCUUCAAAUCCUAAUCCAAGAGGUAGCUCUGUUUAAUACGAAACUCCUAAAGAAAGGUUAAAUAGGUUGCAAGCUGAAUUUAUUGAAUUUAAAUAGGAGAUGGAGUUUAUUGUUGAAAAAGAGAAAUCUAUUUAAAUUAAUAAAGAUGAUACUAAUAGCGUGAUUUUAAGUUAAAUUGAAAGAAUUUAAAGCGAAAUGCAAAGUCUUAUCAGUAGUGAUGAGGUUCGUCGUGUAUUAGAAAAUAAUUUAGAUAUUUCUGAAAAGAGCGAUUUUUCAAUUGAAAAUACUUUAGGUCUACUUAAAAAAGAUUUGUAAAACGAUCUUACCUAAAAUAUAAUCAAAAGAGUAAAAGCUUUAAACUAAAAAGGCUUAGAAGAAGAUAUAACCAAUGAAAAAUCUUCUAAAUAGCCUGCUAAAAUCGAAAUUUUUAUUGAUCCUUAAUAAGAAAAAAUUUAUGCUGACUCUAAAUUUAUAGAAAUUGAGAAGCGUGUCGCCAAUAUUGAAAAAGCUCUUGGAACUGACAAAUUAAAGAGACAAGAAUUUGAUUUAGGUACUUCUUCUACAAACCAAUCAUCCACGUUUUCACUUCUUGGAAGAGUAGAAUCCUUGAGUUAAAGUGUAAACAUUUUAAGUUAGGAAAAAUCUGAUAUUAUAUUGAAGAGAGUUAUUGAUCUUGAGUCCUAAAUAGAAAAGAUUAAUUCAAAGAGACCUGCAUUAGCUUAGUAAAACUAAAUUUAAGCUUAAGAUUUAAAAAGAAUUGAGUAUUUACAUGACAGAUUCUAAGCUAUCUCAGGCGUAGCUGAUGAAUUACCUUAUAUAGUAGAUAGAAUGGAAUCUCUCAAAGUUUUGCAUGAAGAAUCUGCAGGAUUAAUGAAUCACAUCCACACUCUUACUUCCCUCCAUGAAAAAAUAGUAAAAGGAAUUACUAAUAAUGAAUAGCUAUUAAAUACAGUAAACAGUAACUUUACUUCUAAUCUUGAAAAAAUAUUAAACAAUAUUAAGCUUAUUGAAGAACGUAUUCAAGCACUUUAAAAGUGA
This is a messenger RNA of Tetrahymena thermophila SB210, 1239 nucleotides long. RefSeq names its product dynamitin protein. The record is from RefSeq and is a predicted model, not a curated record. Lineage: Eukaryota; Ciliophora; Oligohymenophorea; Hymenostomatida; Tetrahymenidae. The transcript has a single exon. Gene Ontology annotation, cellular component: cytoplasm; dynactin complex. Gene Ontology annotation, biological process: mitotic spindle organization.